Messenger RNA from Poecile atricapillus (Black-capped chickadee), 1205 nucleotides. RefSeq names its product hydroxysteroid 17-beta dehydrogenase 10 (gene HSD17B10). Gene Ontology annotation, molecular function: estradiol 17-beta-dehydrogenase [NAD(P)+] activity. The record is from RefSeq and is a predicted model, not a curated record. Lineage: Eukaryota; Metazoa; Chordata; Aves; Passeriformes; Paridae. Gene Ontology annotation, biological process: androgen metabolic process; estrogen metabolic process; fatty acid metabolic process. Gene Ontology annotation, cellular component: mitochondrion. The transcript is spliced from 6 exons. Bases 52 to 834 code for a protein of 260 amino acids.
CCCGGUCCCUCCCCGGUUCCUCCCCCCGCAUCCAUUGGCCGGACGGCGGCGAUGGCGGCGAUUCGCAGCGUGAAGGGUCUGGUGGCGCUGGUGACCGGCGGCGGCUCCGGGCUGGGCCGGGCCACGGUGGAGCGGCUGCUGGAGCGCGGGGCUCGGGUGGUGCUGCUGGACCUGCCCGAGUCCGCCGGGGCUCAGCUCGCCCGGGGGCUCGGGGAGCGCUGCGCCUUCGCCGCCGCCGAUGUGACCUCUCCCGAGGACGUGGGGGCCGCUCUGGCCCUGGCCCAGAAGAAUUUUGGCCGCCUGGACGUGGCCGUGAACUGCGCCGGGAUCGGCAUCGCCGUCAAGACCUACAACAGCAAAAAGGACAAAGUGCACGAGCUGGAGGAUUUCCAGAGGGUCGUCAACGUGAACCUGGUGGGGACGUUCAACGUGAUCCGCCUGAGCGCGCAGCUCAUGAGCCGCAACCAGCCCGACGCCGACGGCCACCGCGGGCUCGUGGUCAACACGGCCAGCGUGGCCGCCUUCGAGGGGCAGGUCGGCCAAGCCGCCUACUCGGCCUCCAAGGGCGGCAUCGUGGCCAUGACCCUGCCCAUCGCCCGGGACCUGGCGCCGCUCGGCAUCCGCGUGGUCACCAUCGCCCCAGGGCUCUUCUCCACCCCGCUCCUGGCCGGGCUCCCCGAGAAGGUUCGGAACUUUCUGGGCCAGCAGGUUCCGUUCCCGUCCCGCCUCGGGGACCCGGCCGAGUUCGCGCACCUGGUGCAGGCGCUGGCUGAGAACCCCAUGAUCAACGGGGAGGUGGUGAGGCUGGACGGGGCCCUGCGGAUGCAGCCCUGAGCCGGGGGAGACCCCCCGGGCCGGAUUUUGGGGAGGGGGAGCGGCCGCGCCGGGACCCAGCGGGGAUGGACGCUGCGGAUGGACACGCGCCAGGGACACUCCAGGACGGGAACGCUGCGGGGACGAGGACUGGGGACACCGGACGAUGUUUCCUGAGUGGACACGACCCCCCCCGAGUGGACACGACCCCCCCGAGUGGACACGACCCCCACCCCGAGCGGGGACACCCCUGGAUCUGGGGACAAACCCCGGCAGUGUGGCUGUGACACCGCUCAGGAAGUGGCGAAACCCCGCCAUGGGGACCCUGCCCAGGUGUGGGGGGGUCCAUCCCGAGCCCCCCCCGAGCGUGGGAACCCCCGGGAGUCCCCCCC